Gossypium raimondii (Peruvian cotton) is the source of this 1181-nucleotide messenger RNA. RefSeq names its product fatty-acid-binding protein 1. The transcript is spliced from 4 exons. Gene Ontology annotation, molecular function: intramolecular lyase activity. NCBI's taxonomy places the organism in Eukaryota, Viridiplantae, Streptophyta, Magnoliopsida, Malvales, Malvaceae. The coding region runs from base 33 to 926 and encodes 297 amino acids. The record is from RefSeq and is a predicted model, not a curated record.
AAAUAAAUGAAAAAAAAGUGCUUAAAUUUGAUAUGAUGAUGUCACUGAGGUUUCCUUUCUUGUUUUCUCAGCCUACUAACCUGCCUGGCAGUGGCAGUUCCUCUCAGAACAAUCACCGGACCACCCCUCGCUCACGGUUCUCUGCCACAUUUGCUGCCGCCACCGCCGCAUCGAUAGGAGCUGCAGCUGCCGCCGGCGUGUCUGUCGUCUCGCAGAACCCGAACCACCCGUUCUUCCAACACGCAGCGAAUCUGCUCUUGCCGAAUAGUUCUUCUCUCCUUUUGGCCUCGGUCUCUCUCGCCGAUGGAUCGGCUCCCGUCGUUGAACCGAAGAGUGGGGUUUCUUUCCCGGCGGUUCUGGGAAGUUCCCUUACACUCCUUGGUGUUGGGUUGAGGAAAAAAAGCAUCCUGGGAUUGAAGAACAUCGAUGUCUAUGCAUUCGGUGUUUAUGCUAAUGGGGAUGAUGUAAAGAAGUUUUUGAGUGAGAAAUACGGGAAUUUAUCUACUUUUGAACUUAAAAACAGUAAAGAUUUUAAUAAUGAUCUUAUGGAAGCUGAUAUAUCCAUGACUGUUAGACUUCAAAUCGUCUACAGCAAAUUGAGUAUCAAAUCCAUACGAAGCGCUUACGAAGAAUCAGUCGGAAGCAGACUCCAAAAGUUUAGUGGAUCAGAUAAUAAAGAACUACUUCAAAGGUUCACUUCUCAAUUCAAAGAUGAAUAUAAACUACCAAGAGGAUCUUUGGUAGAGCUCUCAAAGGAGCCAGGCUAUGUACUUAAGACAAUAAUUGAUGGAAAAGAAAUAGGAAGUAUAGAGAGCAAACUCCUAUGUAGAUCAAUAUUGGAUUUGUACAUUGGUGAAGAUCCAUUUGAUAGACGAGCCAAGGAUGAUGUUGAUCUGAAUGUUGCUUCUUUGUUACAACAAAAGUAGAUACAUUAUGACAUUGAUGAUGGAGGGUUCAUAAAUAAAAAAAAAACUAAAAUCCUCCUCCUCUCACCCUUUUGUUGGUUCUUAUGUUUUAUCCACCUUUGGGGAGGGGGGUUGAUGAUUUAAGACUUCUUUCAUUCAUGAAGAAGAUUGCUCCAUGUUAAAUGUUACUCUUGAGAGAUUUGAACAUUUGGUAGUGUUAUUUAUAUCCCUCACUCCCAAAACAGUUUAGAUAUAACAUGAUUUUCUUUUGAACAA